AUGCCACUAGACCAUACAUUAGAACUGAAAAUACCGUUCGAAACAGAAAAGCAGGCUAGUAUAGCCACUAAAGUGCUUUCUCCAGACCCAAUUCUGAAACCACAGGAUUUCCAAGCAGACUACAGCUCCGAAAACAAUGUCAUGCUUGCCCGGUUCAGAAGCAUCGACGAUAGGGUGCUACGGGUGGGCGUUAGCAGUGUUAUUGACAGCAUCAAGACCAUUAUAGAGACCAUGGAUGAACUGUCUUAG
This is a messenger RNA of Saccharomyces eubayanus, 249 nucleotides long. RefSeq names its product chromatin DNA-binding EKC/KEOPS complex subunit PCC1 (gene PCC1). The coding region runs from base 1 to 249 and encodes 82 amino acids. NCBI's taxonomy places the organism in Eukaryota, Fungi, Ascomycota, Saccharomycetes, Saccharomycetales, Saccharomycetaceae. The record is from RefSeq and is a predicted model, not a curated record. The transcript is spliced from 2 exons. Gene Ontology annotation, cellular component: EKC/KEOPS complex.